Molecule: messenger RNA, 824 nt
Organism: Pteropus alecto (black flying fox)
Lineage: Eukaryota; Metazoa; Chordata; Mammalia; Chiroptera; Pteropodidae
Gene: CZIB
Product: chromosome unknown C1orf123 homolog
Exons: 8
Coding region: 124-606 (160 amino acids)
Molecular function (GO): zinc ion binding
Source: RefSeq, a predicted model, not a curated record
CGUCCCAGCGCCCCGCCCAACGCAAGCAGCAGGCCCUCACCGAGGGUGCGCAGGCGGCGCCCGCCGUUUACGACUGGCCGGAAAGUAGCGACCGCAGCAAGGGCCGUGCGGAGCCAGGCCACUAUGGGGAAAAUCGCGCUGCAGCUCAAAGCCACGCUGGAGAACGUCACUAACCUCCGGCCUGUGGGGGAGGACUUCCGGUGGUACCUGAAGAUGAAAUGUGGCAGCUGUGGCGAGAUUUCAGAGAAGUGGCAAUACAUUCGGCAGAUGGACAGUGUGGCACUGAAGGGAGGCCGUGGUAGCGCCUCCAUGGUCCAGAAGUGCAAGCUGUGCGCGAGGGAAAACUCCAUUGAGAUUUUGAGCAGCACUAUCAAAUCUUACAAUACUGAAGACAAUGAAAAGUUCAAGACAAUAGUAGAGUUUGAGUGCCGGGGCCUUGAACCAGUUGAUUUCCAGCCCCAGGCCGGUUUCACUGCUGAGGGUGUGGAAUCAGGGACACUCUUCAGUGACAUCAAUCUACAGGAGAAGGACUGGACUGACUAUGACGAAAAGGCUCAGGAGUCGGUGGGAAUCUACGAGGUCACCCAUCAGUUUGUAAAGUGCUGAACCCUCUUCCUGCACACUUCUAAGAACUGAGAAGGGACAACACGUUCUAAGCAACAGCCCACUGAGGCUCAUUCCCUUGUUCCUUGUUCCCUAGCAGCUGUCUAAGCCCUCACAGUGUGCAUGCUGAUCUCUGUUACAGCUUCCCAAGCCCCACCAAUAAAGCCUGUUUGUGCUGUACUCGUGCAUGAAGGUACAGCCACUCUCUCCACAAAUAAGAA